AUGUUUGACAGUCUUGCGUUCCCGGUGUCUCUGCUCAAUUUCAGGGAUUUGGAUGUGCCCACCUGUAUCAGGCUGGCGGAGCUGCUGUCUCAUCUACAGGACAAAGGAGAGGAGGCAUGUCGAGAGUUUUACAGUGCACUGCACCUCCACGUGGAGGACGUUUAUUUCAGCUUACCCACACGUCUCCGACUCAGAGAUUCUGGUGAACCAGUCGGCCCAAUCCCGAGUCCCACAGACAGAUAUGUAAUAAAUGACCAUAGUCCGUUUUUCUUCCUUAGUUGUUUCAGUGUGGCUGUAGGAGCAGCUCUGCUUUAUUACUAUGGUGAGUCCAAGCAGGUGUCAGGCUCCAGCAGCGCUCUGGGUCUGGCUGCGAUGGGUCUUAGUAGAAAAGUGCGGGACGUUCUCAUCUGGUACAUAGAAGAUGGAAAAUAAUGGAUUUUUUGCUGCCUUAAAAAAAUAAUUUAGACACCGUAAUCAAUUCCGAAAUACUCAAUUACCCAUGUCAAAAAUAUAAAAAUUUUAAUUCAGGUUUAAAAAAA
This is a messenger RNA of Sinocyclocheilus grahami, 539 nucleotides long. RefSeq names its product caspase recruitment domain-containing protein 19-like. NCBI's taxonomy places the organism in Eukaryota, Metazoa, Chordata, Actinopteri, Cypriniformes, Cyprinidae. The transcript has 5 exons. Bases 1 to 432 code for a protein of 143 amino acids. The record is from RefSeq and is a predicted model, not a curated record. Gene Ontology annotation, cellular component: mitochondrion.